CGUCCGUGGAUCCAGUGCCCCAGAGACGUGGUGGCAGAAACGGACGAGCGGCGUGGCACUGCCAACAUCAGCUGGAAGGUGCCCACUGCUACUGACAACUCUGGGGAGGAGGUCCUGGUUCAGGUGAAGCCUGUGUACACCCCUCCCCAGCUGUUCCCUAUAGGAGAGGAGAAGAUAAUCUAUACAGCGACAGACCGUGCUGGGAACCAGGCUAACUGCACCUUCACUGUCACUGUCAUAGAUACGGAGCCCCCUGUGAUUGACAGGUGCAGGUCACCGCCCACUUUCCAGGCCACAGACACGCAGGCGGCCGUCGCCUGGGAGGUGCCACAGUUUUCCGACAACUCAGGUGGGCGUCUGGGUGUGUCCACCACGCACACACCAGGCUCUCUAUUCCCUGUCGGAGAGACGGUGGUGAGCUACACAGCUACGGAUCAGGCAGGCAACAACCGCACCUGCCACCUCACCAUCACUGUACAAGGGUCUACAUGUGAGCAGCCCUUCGUCCCAGUGAAUGGGGAGUUCUCCUGUUCAGAAGAGGAGGACGGGGUCAACUGUACUCUGUACUGUAACGACGGAUACAGCUUCACACAGCAGGCCGACCACAGCUACUUCUGUGCUAACAACGGAGUGUGGGAGCCGCCACACUUGCCCGACAGACCCGACUGCUCCUUGAACCGUAUUGCCAACCAUGGGUUCAAGCCCUUUGAGAUGCUGUUCAAAGCCUCUCGCUGUGAUGACCUGGACCUGGUCAAGUCCUUCACUGGGGAGUUCAGCACUAAACUAGGAGACAUGCUCCCGACCAUCUGCAGUAAUGAUGAUGUUGCCUGCAAGUUAGAUGUGAUGUCACAGGGCCACUGUCUUGAGUACAACUACGACUAUGAGAAUGGAUUCGCCAUCGGUCCAGGAGGAUGGGGCAGUAACUGGGGACCCCAGAGUGGUCAGGACUAUGCCUACUUCGAUACAGGCUUUGCCACGGACAGCCAGAGAACUCCUAUGCAACAGGACAGUACCGGCAGGACGGGAACCUCCCAUUACCGCGCCAAGAGGCACCGUAAGAUCACCGGCCCCACCAGAGACCAAAAGAUACAGAUCUUCUUCAACAUCACAGCAAGCAUCCCGUUGCCCUCGUCCAGGAACGACUCGGUGGAGGUAGCCAAUCAGAAGCGCCUGAUGCGGACCCUGGAGCAGCUGACCAAUCGACUGAAGCGGACGCUGGCCAAGCAGCCUCUGUCGUCAUAUCACGUGUCUUCGGAGAUGAUUGUGGUGGCUGACCCCAAGUCCCUGGAGAGCAAGAGGGCCUCUCUGUUCUGCCGACCUGGGUCUGUACUGAAGGGGAGGAUGUGUGUCCAGUGUCCGGUGGGAACCUACUUCUCCCUAGAGUAUGCAGAGUGUGAGAGCUGCUGGCUGGGUUCCUUCCAGGAACAGGAGGGUCAGAUGGAGUGUAAAACCUGUCCUGAUGGAUCCUCCACAGCCUACCUCCACGCACGCAGCCAGGAUCAGUGCAAAGAGCAGUGCAGGCCUGGAAGUUACUCUGUGAACGGGCUGGAGACGUGCGAGUCGUGCCCACUGGGGCACUACCAGCCUGGGUUUGGAUCCAGAGAGUGUCUGGUCUGUCCGGAUGAGACCUCCACCGUCACCUGCGGGGCAAGGGAGAUGUCUGAGUGUGGAGUUCCUUGUUUGGCAGGUCAUUUCUCUCGAACAGGGUUGGUCCCCUGCUACCCCUGCCCCAGAGACUACUACCAACCCGACCACGGCCGCUCCUACUGCCUCGCCUGCCCUUUCUACGGCACCACCACAGUCACCGGGGCCACUGCCAUACAACACUGCUCCAGUUUUGGCUCUAGUUUCCUGCCCAAGGAGGAGAGUGUGACAUCAGCCCCAGAGGUGGUGGUAUCCCAGGACUACCAGGCUAGCAGCCAGGUGUUCCAUGAGUGUUUCCUGAAUCCGUGUCAGAACAGGGGCACGUGUGAGGAGGUGGGGGCGGGAUACGUGUGCACCUGUCUACCUGGUUUCACAGGGGCUAAGUGUGAGAGUGACAUAGAUGAGUGUGACUCGGCACCCUGUCAGAAUGACGGUCUCUGUAAGGACGGCAUGGGAGACUUCCUCUGUCAGUGUAGACCUGGCUUUGUAGGUUCUUUGUGCGAGGCAGAGGUGAAUGAGUGUAGCUCCUUCCCCUGUCUGAACGAGGGAGUGUGUGUGGACGAGAUCAACCAGUACACCUGCAGCUGUGCUGACGGCUUCACAGGUUCUCGUUGUGAGCUGGAGAUAGAUGAGUGUCUGUCCAGUCCGUGUCUGAACGGGGGUGUGUGUGACGACCUGCUGGGGGGGUACUCCUGCACCUGCCUCCCGGGCUACUCUGGUUACCGUUGUGAGGUCAACGUGGAUGAGUGUAACAGCGCCCCCUGUCUGAAUGGAGGGACAUGUCAAGACGCGGUCAACAACUUCAGGUGUCAGUGUGUGGAGGGCUACCGCGGCAGGCUGUGCCAGGUGGAUGUUGAUGAGUGUCAGGCUAACCUCUGUAUCAACGGGGCCACCUGUAUAGACGGACCGGGCUCCUACACCUGCCGCUGCCCUCCUGGGUUCAACGGAAGCAGGUGUGAGACAGAGAUGUCGACCUCAUUCAACCUGGAUUUUGAGGUGUCAGGUAUCCAUGGUUAUGUAAUGAUGGACGGGGUGAUGCCUGCGCUGACGGAGAUCACGUGUACGUUCUGGAUGAGGUCAUCAGACACCACCAACUACGGCACGCCCAUCUCCUACGCCGUGGAGGAAAGUGACAACGCCUUCCUGCUCAUAGACUACAACGGGUGGGUCCUAUACAUCAAUGGUAAGGAGCGGAUCACAGAUUGCCCGGCGGUUAACACGGGUCAGUGGCACCACAUUGGGGUGUCAUGGCGAAGCUGGGACGGUGACUGGAGGGUCUAUAUCAACGGAAACCCCUCAGACGGAGGGAAAGGCCUGUCAGUGGGCAGCACCAUCCCAGGUGGAGGGGCAUUGGUGCUGGGCCAGGACCAGGACCAGAGGGGCGAGGGCUUUAACCCGGUGGAGUCCUUCGUGGGGUCCCUCAGCCAGCUCCACAUUUGGGACAGAGUUCUGGACCCACAACAAAUCAAGAUCCUAGCCAGCACCUGUCCAGGGAAAAACAUCAGAGGCAACGUCCUGGCCUGGCCUGACUUCCUCAAUGGGGUGGUGGGGAGAGUGAAGACUAACCCCAACUGCAUCUUCUGCGCUGACUGCCCCCAGCUAGAGAAUGCAGUGCCUCACCUGCGUGCGUCCAGUCCAGCGGUCAGUCCCGGGUCUCAGACGCAGCUGUCCUGUGUUCCUGGCUUCUACCUGGUGGGGGAGCCGCUGCUGCAGUGUCACAACAAGGGAGAGUGGAGCCACGCCCUGCCCCGCUGUGAACGAGUGAAGUGUGGUUCUCCUUGGCCACUGGAGCAUGGUCUGUUCCAGGGUGCCGACUACCAUGCAGGCAGCUCUGUGGUGUACCAGUGUAACCCAGGGUUCUACCUGCUGGGGGACGCCAAGGUCCUCUGUACCAACAGUGGGAAGUGGGGAGGCAACCCGCCCGCCUGCCUGGAUGUGGAUGAGUGUGCACUGGGCUCAGACUGUGAUGAACACUCCAGCUGUCAGAACACAGACGGCUCCUACACCUGCACCUGUAUCCACCCCUACAGCGGAGACGGGAAGAACUGCACAGAACCAGUGAAGUGUGAGAACCCGGGGGCUCCAGAGUUCGGCUAUAAGGACGGUAUUAACUUCCUGAUGGGAAGUGAGGUCGUGUUCACCUGCGAGGAAGGCUACGAGCUGAUUGGCUCAUCUCACGUCCAAUGCCUGGAGAUAGGAAGCUGGAGUGGUGUUUUCCCGUACUGCAGAGCCCUCUCGUGUGGAAGGCCCUCUGUCCCAGAGAAUGCUGUGAUGAAGGGCACCAACUUCACGUUUGGAAGCAAGGUGACUUUCAGCUGCGUUAAGGGGUUCGUCCCAGGGGACCCCUAUGAGAUCCAGUGUCUGGCCAAUCUGAAGUGGAGCAUUGCGCCCCCUGUCUGUCAGCCAGUCACCUGCGGGGAACCUCCACACGUAGACAAUGCAGAUUUCACCCUCAAAGGGAAAACCUACCUGUCUACAGUGAUCUACAGCUGUGCAGAGGGAUACAGACUGCAGGGCUCUGAGGAGGUGGUGUGUGAGGCGUCAGGAGAGUGGAGCAGCCCUGCCCCUCUCUGUGCCAGGGUCCACUGUGGUGACCCCCCCGCCCUACGGGACUCAGUGACCAUGGGGGACGACCACACCCUGGGCAACAAGGUGCACUACGUCUGCAAAGAAGGCUACACUCUGAUUGGACCAGAGUCCAGAGAGUGCCUGUCGACUGGCCAAUGGAGUCCCACUUCCGCUCAGUGUGUCCCCCGCUCCUGUGGCCCUCCCCCUUCCAUAGACCACGCCCUCGCUGUCGCCGGUCACCAGCUGUUUGGCGACACGGCCAACUACUUCUGCACGGACGGCUACACCGCUAGCAACAACUCCAAGGUGGUCUGCAAUGCCCAGGGAUUGUGGGCGCCCUCCGAAGGCCAGGAGGCCCCUCGUUGCAUCGCCACCUUCUGCCAGCGCCCGCCUGACCUGCUCCAUGCCGUCUUGGACUCGGUCAACAAACCCAAGUACGCCAGCAACACAGAGCUCAACUACAAAUGCGAAGAGGGCUUCAUCCUCAACACAACCGCCAAAUUGAAAUGCAUGAUGGGAGGGGAGUGGACGCCCUCGCCCUACGAAGUGGGUUGCGUGCCGGUGAGGUGCUCCAAACCGGGGGGCAUCGAGAGGGGGUAUGUGAGUGGGACCAACUAUAGUUUUGGAGCGAUGGUGGCGUAUAGCUGUGAUAAGGGUUUCCUGAUCCAAGGGGAGAAGAGGAGGACAUGUGAGGCCAAUGGAAAGUGGGGUGGGGUCCUGCCUGUCUGCCAACCUGUCUCCUGCCCGUCCCCCCCGUCACUCGAGAAUGGAUUCAUCCAGAACAAAGGUCAUUUCAUCUUCAACAGCAAGGUGACAUAUGCGUGCGACGACGGAUACCGACUGACCGGCCAUCAGGAGAGAGUGUGCCAGGCCAACCGUCAGUGGUCCAACGGCGACCCACCCGUCUGCCACAUCCUGACCUGCGACCCCCCGCCCAUCAUCCUGCAUGGCCAAUACCGUGGCUCCGUUGGCUCUGUCUUCGAGGUGGGCCACAAGGUUGAGUACGUCUGCGACGAGGGCUACGAGCUAACCGGCGACGCUGUGUGGACGUGUCUGAAGUACGGCAAGUGGGACAAGUCGAGUCAUCCACGCUGCUCACUGGUCCAGUGCCCAGAACCGCCCCUAGAUGAGAACCACCUGGUUCUACGUAGUUUGGACUCUGGAAUCGUGGAACUAUCCUGCGAGGACGGCUACGUUCUCCACGGGGCCCGGACCCUCCGCUGCACCCUUGCCCAGGAGUGGAACGACACCUUCCCUGUCUGCAAGCAGGUGUUUUGCGGUCCUCCACCCGAGGUGGCAUUUGGCGACCCGUCAUCGGCACCGUUGUCUGCUCCCUCCUAUUUCGGCUCGGUGGUGAGCUACUCCUGCAUGGACGGGUUUACUCUGAAGAAGGAGGGGUCUGUGACCUGCCAGGCAGAUGGAUAUUGGAGCAGUCCUGUCCCAGAGUGCAUCCCAGUAGAGUGUCCCCAACCUGUAGAGAUAGCUAACGGCAUAGUGGACGUUCAGGGACUGAUGUACCUCAGCACGGCUCUCUACAGCUGUAAACCUGGGUAUAGCUUGGUUGGUAACGCUACGGUACUCUGUGGUGAAAGUGGGCUCUGGAUUGGAGGUGUAUCUUCCUGUCAACCAUUCGAGUGCUCCGUCCCGAAAGAGAUACCCAAUGGGAAGGUGGCAUAUACCAAACUCCAGUUCAACCACGUGGUCAACUUCUCCUGUCACCGCGGUUACCGUCUACAUGGUCCCGAGACGCUGAAGUGUCUAGCAAACGGGGAGUGGGACCAGGGGACGCCCAUGUGCGUCCAGAUCUACUGCGCUCCACCGAACCCCAUAGACAACGGCUUCGUGGAGGGUCUCGACCACAAGUUCGGCGUCACCAUCUUCUACAGCUGUUUCCCCGGCUACCAAUUGGUCGGCCAGAACCACCUGACCUGUGUGGAGUUCGGUUGGUCCAGUUCUGUCCCAGUCUGCAUCCCCUCUGACUGCGGCCUGCCCCCUCAUAUCGACUUUGGCGAUUAUUCGAGGGUCUUGGAUCCGAAUGCGGAGCUAGCCGGGAGAGACGCUGCUAUAACCUCCAGGCCUAUAGGUGGCGCUACAGUGCCAUUAUCACCCAUGGAUAUGAGCUUCCUGCAUGGGACUGUGAUAGUGUACCGCUGCCAUAAGAGUUAUGAGCUUACAACCUCUACUGCCUUAGUGUGCCUGGAGGAGGGGGGGUGGAACGGGACAGCUCCCAUGUGUGUUCCUGCCGAGUGUGAGGAGCCGCCCAGCCCGGACCACGGUUCUGUGAACCUCACAGACACAUCCCUGGGUAGCCUGGUGAAGUACAGCUGUGUGGAGGGCUACGAGUUAGAGGGGGAGUCAGUCAGACAGUGUGUGGCGGGCCGACAGUGGAGCGACGUACCUCCUGUCUGCCGACCUAUAUCCUGCGGCGACCCGGGUGACAUCGAUAACGGCUCGGCCGAGGGAGACUCCUUCCUGUAUCUGGAGGUGUUGCGUUACGAGUGUAGUUCCGGGUUCGUCCUGAAGGGCAGUGACACCAGGACCUGUAAGGCGGAUGGGAAGUGGGACGCUGAGAAGCCUUGGUGUGAGCCUAUCUCCUGUGGCUCUCCCGUCGUUCCUAGUGAUGUCACUGUGACAGGAAAGGAAUAUACGUUUAACAAACAUGUAGCGCUGAGCUGUAAGUCUGGCUUGCUCCUACAAGGCCCCUCUGUUAGUGUCUGUCAGGCCGAUGGAACCUGGAGUCAUGGGUCGCCUGAGUGCCGUCCAGCCCACUGCGGUAGACCAGCAUCCAUCCCCAACGGUCGAGUCCUGGGCUCUGACUUUGGCUACAGCCGUGAGGUGUGGUAUGAGUGUGAUGAGGGGUACAUCCUCAGCGGCGGCGAACCCAAGCGGAUGUGUCGAGGGGACGGACUCUGGGGGGAAGGACCCACCCCUCGCUGUGACAUCAUCGCCUGUGACCCGCCGCAGGACAUCAGCCACGGUUACCUCAACGGCUCCAGCUUCCACUAUGAUGAUGUCGUGGAGUAUGUGUGUUUCGACGGGUACGAGGUCUUUGGUGACCCCGUCCUACGCUGUUCCGCCCAAGGCCAUUGGGUCGGGAUGGUACCGGAGUGCCGCCCCUGCCUCUGCACCCCUCCAGUGUUAAAAUACGGGGUGGUGCUGGGGCGCGACCACGCCUGCGGCGACCGCGUCUUCUUCCUCUGCGAUGAGGGCUAUAAGGUCCUGGGGCCGGCGGCUGCUACUUGUGAGAAGGGCGGGGUGUGGAGCCCGGGUGUUCCUGUGUGUGGCCGGGGGAGGUGCGUGGCUGCCCCGCCUGCAGUACCCCAUGCUGUCCAGCAGGGUGCCAGCGCCACUGUCCCAGACACAGUUACCUACAGGUGCAGGCCGGGUUACCAGAUGAAGGGGUCCUACCCCCAUGUUACCUGUGGUAGGGAGGGCAGGUGGGGCGAGGUGAGGAUCAGCUGUGAGCCCGUCUCCUGUGGAGAGCCAACUGCUAAACCACAUGCUCAUGUGGUGGGAGAGAUGUUCACCUUCGGAAGCCAGAUCCAAUAUAGGUGUGAUGAGGGGUAUGAGCUGACCAGCCAAUCUGACACUCUGACCUGUCAGUAUGACGGCACUUGGUCUAAACACAUCAUCGGGUGCCGCCCUGCCCCAUGCCCGCUCCCUGCAAACCUCACCACCCACGUCCUGGUCACGGGGGAGGACCUCACCCCUGUAGGGGGGGCAGUCACCUUCUCCUGCCCACUUGGGUUCAUCCUGCAGGGGCCAGGCCUGGCAGAGUGUCUGCUGGGUGGUAGCUGGUCUCCAGGCCUCUCCUCUGUCUCCUGUGUUCUGGUGGAUUGUGAGAAACCUCCUCCACUUCCCCAUGGUAUCUCUAAGGGGGACAGUUACAGCUACGGAGACACCGUCUUGUACACCUGCCUGUCUGGGUUUGAGAUGAAGGGAGACUCUGUGCAAACCUGUCAAGGAGAUGGAACAUGGAAUGGGGCUCAGCCUACCUGUGUCGGUGUGUCGUGUGGUCCACCUCCCUCAGUGGAGAAUGCAGAGUUACAGGCAUCAGGGGAGACGUACCAGAGCAACGUCAGCUAUCUUUGCAACCCUGGCCUACAUCUAAUUGGUCCACAGAAUCUCACCUGUUUGGCCAAUGGAACAUGGAGUUUGCCUGCACCAACGUGUGAAGUUGGCCAGGGUUGUAACAUCCCCAAGGAGUUGUUGAAUGGCAGGGUGCAGGAGCGGAGCCUGACCACCGGGCGUGCUGUAGCGUUUCAGUGUGAUAAAGGCUACGCCCUACAGGGGGAUGCUCUGGUGGCAUGUAUGGGUGAUGGGACAUGGAGCUCCAUCUUCCCCUUCUGUCAACCCAAACCAUGUCCCCCUCCCCCUGGAUGGAAGGAGAGCAGUGGGAGUGUUAACACUUCUAUACAGCUGUUCUACGUGGGUCAGUCAUUACCGUUCACCUGUCCCAAGGGCCACCAGGCAAAAGGCACCGCCUCCAUCACCUGUAGGAGCGACCAGACAUGGACUUCAGUCAGCACUGCCUGUGAGAGGGUGUCCUGCGGCCCUCCUCUCCACGUGGCCAACGGGGUGGUGCGGGGGGCGGUGUUCCAGUUCGGGGACGUGGCCGUGUACUCGUGUUUCGGAGGGUAUGCCGUGGAGGGCCACGGCAGGAGUAUGUGUCUGGAAAACAGGACCUGGACCCCCCCUCCCGCCUGCAGAGCGGUGUGUUGGCUGCAGUGCCUGAACGGAGGGGUGUGUCACAGACCCAACACCUGUUCCUGUCCUGAUGGGUGGAUGGGCAGACUGUGUGAGGAACCUAUCUGCAUCCUGCCGUGUCUGAACGGCGGGCGGUGCGCGGCACCCUACCAGUGCGAGUGUCCCACGGGCUGGACGGGGACGCGCUGUCACAGUGGAGAAGCUGGAUGUGGAAAACACCGUUUUGAUAGUGUUUCCCUAGGAAAAGGGUGUGACCAAGUUAUUCUGCCCAGAGGGAAGACCGCAUUGCCAGUUCGCCUGAGUAACCAAGGGUUCUACCAGGAAACAUCUGUUAUUAUGAGGAAGUCGUGUAGAUGAGAUUCUGACCCUUACUGAAAGUGUGGGUGUGUGUCCACACCUUCUCCCUGUUACUCAUUUAGUCAAAGGCAGGGGCGCAACUUUCACAUUCUGAAAUUGCAUUUUUCUCCCCCCCCAGUUUAAUAAUUGGAAAGUGAUACAAAACGAUGCAACAGUGUGCUUUUGGACCAUGCAGACGCCUCCGAGCGGUCGGGUAGGCUGUCUGGAGUAAAAAUAUAAUUCUAAAACCGAAGUUGCUCUCCUGGUCAAAGGCAAUAACUGCCUCAGCCUUAGGAUAGUUCUUGGUCAGGUGCAAAGCCGAUAGACCUGAGUGUGUGUGUGUGUGUGUAUAUGUGUAUAUAUAUGUUGAAUGGUUUAUGGUUGUAUUGACAGUAUGUGUAUAUGUAUAUACAGUAUAUAUGUUGAAUGGUUUACGGCUGUAUUGCCUGUGUGUGUGUGUGGUGUGUGUGUGUAUAUAUGUAUAUAUAUGUUGAAUAGUUUACGGUUGUAUUGACUGUGUGUGUGUGUAUAUAUGUAUAUAUAUGUUGAAUGGUUUACGGUUGUAUUGACUGUGUGUGUGUGUAUAUAUGUAUAUAUAUGUUGAAGAGUUUACGGUUGUAUUGACUGUGUGUGUGUGUGUAUAUAUGUAUAUAUAUGUUGAAGAGUUUACGGUUGUAUUGACUGUGUGUGUGUGUGGUGUGUGUGUGUAUAUGUACAGUACUGUAUAUAUAUGUUGAAUGGUUUACGGUAGUAUUGACUGUGUGUGUGUGUAUAUAUGUAUAUAUAUGUUGAAUGGUUUACGGCUGUAUUGCCUGUGUGUGUGUGUGGUGUGUGUGUGUACAUGUACAGUACUGUAUGUAUAUGUUGAAUGGUUUACGGUAGUAUUGACUGUGUGUGUGUGUGUAUAUAUAUAUAUAUAUGUUGAAUGGUUUACGGUAGUAUUGACUGUGUGUGUGUGUGUAUAUAUAUAUAUAUAUGUUGAAGAGUUUACGGUUGUAUUGACUGUGUGUGUGUAUAUGUUGUCGUGUCUUUGGCUAUGCCGGAUUAAGUGAUUUGACAUAAUAUUCUAUAAAAUCCUUUCUCUGUAAUUAACAUUACCUGAUUGAGCUAAUCAUGUAAAUGUAAUUAACUAGAAAGUCGGAGCACCACGAAAUAAUAUUUAUAGAGCUGUUAUCUUCUGAAUAAACUCUUAAAGACCUAGUAAUAUUUUACAUCAAUAGCAGUCAAUAUUAAUCGUCACCUUAUUUCAGUCUCAUCUGAAAGUUGUAAAUUCUUGGUUAUCUUCACGAACCCGGCUAACAAGUUGAAUCAGCAAUACAAAAUUGUAUUUAAUUAUUUAUUUACUAAAUACCUAACUAAUCACACAGAAUUACAUGUACACAGAAUGAACCAUACAUUGAUUACAAAUUACGUCAUAAAGGAAAACGUCCCUAGCGGACGGAGCAGAUAUGACAGCUGGUUACACAAAGGAAAAGGGGUUGGGUUUGAGUGAAAGAGCGGGAAGACUGAGGAACAAAGGCAGAAGCUGUGCUAUCGUAAAUACAGUAUCCUAUGCAUUCUAAAUUACCGCCCAUUUGGAAAAGGAAAAUGCAAUAAAUAUUUACUCUGAGCUGCGCUUCAAUAGGUUGGUGGUAGAUGGAAGGCCGUGUUGCCCAACAGAGUCCUUUGAAGAGUGUCUCUGGUGGUGAACGGGAUACGUUGUAGUGUCGUCGUUGGGUGGUAGACGAGAUACUCUGUCUGUCCUCUCCUAGCCCAUGUUUACACGCUAACUGCUAACUCAACGACUAGGAGAUAUCACUUCUGUAGUGAACAAGAGUUCAAAGUUCAUACCAUUUGCAACCAAACUCACACUGAGGUUGGCUUAGUUCUGUAGUUGACAUGUUAGUCCUUUUCAACGUAUGGACCGUCGUCCUAUCGUCCUCGGAACAGAAGGUUACAUUUUCGUCAAGGGCUUAUAUAGUGAAGGGAGAGAUGGGUGUGUUUCAUAGUUUAUAACCCAUGUCUCUUCACAGGAGCGGGCCACUGAUUGAGCAGAGCCCUAACCUUAUGAAAACCCAAAUCUCUCAUUUGGAAGCUAAAAUUACAUUUGAUCUUUUCACAAAUAAUUUUAUAUUUAAACAUUUGAAUUGUACAACAAUUCCAUGUGAAUCUGAUAACUAUAAUGUGUAGACUUUCCCAGAUACAGUUUAGGUUGUCCUGUCAUCAGUCAUAAUGUCUCAGAUGACAACCGAACUGACAUCAUAUUCAUUAAGUACCAACGCAUAUUUUCAACUGGUUCUAUUACCGAAAUAUGGUUCCUUUCCCCCACUUGUUUGAUGUUCCCAGACUCUCUAUGUUUAACAAAGGCUAUUAAAGUGUCCUUCCGUAGAGUCAGAGAGAGAGGAAAGGGAGUAAGGUAUUUAUGGGGGGGUCAUAAACCUUACCCACAGGCCAACGUCAUGACAAUGUGUAUAUAUAUGUUGAAUAGUUUACGGUAGUAUUGACUGUGUGUGUGUGUAUAUAUGUAUAUAUAUGUUGAAGAGUUUACGGUUGUAUUGACUGUGUGUGUAUAUAUGUAUAUAUAUGUUGAAGAGUUUACGGUUGUAUUGACUGUGUGUGUGUAUAUAUGUAUAUAUAUGUUGAAUAGUUUACGGUUGUAUUGACUGUGUGUGUGUGUAUAUAUGUAUAUAUAUGUUGAAUAGUUUACGGUUGUAUUGACUGUGUGUGUGAGUAUAUAUGUAUAUAUAUGUUGAAGAGUUUACGGUUGUAUUGACUGUGUGUGUAUAUAUGUGUCACGCCCUGGCCUUAGUAUUCUUUGUUUUCUUUAUUAUUUUAGUUAGGUCAGGGUGUGACAUGGGGAAUGUUUGUGUUUUUGUUGGUUUUGGGUGAUUCUAUGGUAAAGGGGGUGUUGGGUGUAGUAUAUGGGUUUGUGUUGAGUACAUGUGUCUAGCGUUGUCUAUGUAUGUUUAGUUGUCUAGGAGAGUCUAUGGUUGCCUGAAUGAGUUCCCAAUUAGAGACAGCUGAUUUCUGUUGUCUCUGAUUGGGAGCCAUAUUUAGGGUAGCCAUAGGCUUUCAUUUGAUGUGAGUAGUUGUCUAUGUGAUACGUUUGUAGCCUGUGUGUGCACAUCGUUAUUUAGCUUCACGAUCGUUUUCUUGUUUUGUUUAGUGUGUAAGUGUUUUGUUUCGUUUUUCCUUCAUAUUCAUUAAAAGGAGUAUGGCUUACUUUCCUACUGCUGCGUUUUGGUCCGUCAAUCCUCCACACGAUCGUGACAAUAUGUAUAUAUAUGUUGAAUGGUUUACGGUUGUAUUGACUGUGUGUGUGUGUAUAUAUGUAUAUAUAUGUUGAAGAGUUUAUGGUUGUAUUGACUGUGUGUGUGUAUAUAUGUAUAUAUAUGUUGAAGAGUUUAUGGUUGUAUUGACUGUGUGUGUAUAUAUGUAUAUAUGUAUAUAUAUGUUGAAUAGUUUACGGUUGUAUUGACUGUGUGUGUGUAUAUAUGUAUAUAUAUGUUGAAGAGUUUACGGUUGUAUUGACUGUGUGUGUGUGUAUAUAUGUAUAUAUAUGAUGAAUGGUUUACGGUUGUAUUGACUGUGUGUGUUUUCACAGCGGUGUGCUCGUCGUCCUGUCUGAACGGUGGGAGGUGCAUCAGGCCUAACAGGUGUCAUUGCAGUCCUGGGUGGAGCGGGCACGACUGCUCUAGG
This is a messenger RNA of Salvelinus fontinalis (brook trout), 12933 nucleotides long. Its product is annotated as sushi, von Willebrand factor type A, EGF and pentraxin domain-containing protein 1-like. Lineage: Eukaryota; Metazoa; Chordata; Actinopteri; Salmoniformes; Salmonidae. The record is from RefSeq and is a predicted model, not a curated record. Gene Ontology annotation, biological process: negative regulation of complement activation, classical pathway. Gene Ontology annotation, molecular function: calcium ion binding.